Myzus persicae (green peach aphid) is the source of this 3141-nucleotide messenger RNA. RefSeq names its product acetyl-coenzyme A transporter 1-like. Lineage: Eukaryota; Metazoa; Arthropoda; Insecta; Hemiptera; Aphididae. Gene Ontology annotation, molecular function: acetyl-CoA transmembrane transporter activity. Gene Ontology annotation, cellular component: membrane. The coding region runs from base 1070 to 2728 and encodes 552 amino acids. The transcript is spliced from 10 exons. The record is from RefSeq and is a predicted model, not a curated record.
AUUAUUAUUAUUAUUAUUAUUAUUAUUAUUAUUAUUAUUAUUAUCAUCAUUACACGUCAUGUAAGAAUAUUACGUGACGACCCAUUUAUUAUAUACGACGGCUCUAAAAAUAAAUUACACAUUGCAAUCAACACGUCCGCACCGAUUUAGUCCCCCGGACCACCGGAUUUUCGUUUGACAACCAUUCGAGUCUGACACGACCGUUUCUCGAGUGUCUGCUUAAUCAUAAUAAUACAAUAUGAUGUUCUGCGCGAUAUACAUAGAUGACGUGUGUUAUUCAGUAGUUUGUCCAUUGAACAGCCACCGACAACUUUGCAGGACCGUUCUCGUUAGUUAGUCGUACCUGCCCACCCGUGUACGCGUGUACAGGAAAUGCACUGUGCGUACCCGCCUCCCUGUGCCCCGGCCCGAUACCGUUUUGGACGAGUAAAUAUUUUACUGACCUCCCGACUACACAGACGCGUACACAGAUAUAUAAUGCACCUAACAAUCUUGGUCUUGUUGUUUCAUGUCGGUGAUUGCUAAGUGGGGCUCAGUUCAACUGACCCGACGACGACCGGUGUCGACAUUGACAAUGUUUUUGCAAUUCCCUCCGCCGGGGACUACUUCCGGUGUUACGCGUUGAUUACACUAUGAUAUCAUUACGAUGUCAAUAACAUUAUUAUGUUUAUAUUAUACGAUACACUUUACUGAUUGAUCAAUAUUCUUAACACAAAACUUAAAUAAUUGUUCUAAUUUUUAUCAUUAUCGUUAAACAUUUUAAUUAUACGAAAAUAAUUGUACUAUUAUAAUCUAAAAUAAAGCAACAAUAGUCUGUUUACUAUUGCAGCACACUCUAUUCAAAUGGCCUUUGUCUCCGGCAAGUCGCUAAAAACGACUUAACAUACUGAAUUGGUAUGAGGCAUUUCUAAUGAUAUUCUUCACGCACGACUAAAGCGCAGAAUACACGCUCGAUUUGCGAAUGUCAUGAUGUGUAUUUGAAUGUAACCGACAAAGGUUAUCUAUGUAUAUGGUUUUCUAUCAACUAUCAAAAUAUUGGUCAUUAUUAAUACCAAUUUAAAAACGAUCGAUGGCCAUGGGACUGGUCGACUUAGAGUCUGCCUACCGAGGCGCAGACGUCGUCGCGAAACAGAUUACGGAAAACACGAGAGAAGACAUGGUAGAACCCGUUGUCAACGUAGUGGAGCGGCGGAACGGCGACGAUAAAACAUCGUCCGAAGUGCAAAAAGACAUCAAACCCAACCUAAAGGGCGACAGGCUCAAUGUGGCCUUGCUUGUACUGCUAUACACGUUGCAAGGUAUACCGAUAGGAAUUUCCUUGGCCAUUAGGACGUACAUGCAGAACAGGAAAAUCUCGUACGUUCAACAGGCAAAGUUCAGUGUGGUCGACUUACCGUACAGUUUGAAGCUAUUGUGGGCGCCUUUGGUGGACGUCGUCUACUCACGACGUGUGGGCAAACGGAAGUCGUGGCUGGUCCCGGUGCAGUUUUCUAUAGGACUGUCGCUGAUAUUCAUAGCAUCCAACAUAAACGUAUGGUUGACGGAAAACGACGAUGCGCAUAUGACUACGUUGACGUACGUGUUCUCUUGGGUGAACGCUUUGGCCGCGACUAAUGACAUCGCCAUCGAUGGGUGGACGCUCACUUUACUGAGAAGGGAGAACUUAGGAUACGCAUCAACGUGCAAUACGUCCGGCCAAGCAUUGGGAAUAGCGUUCGGGUACGUAAUGUUCAUAUUGUUUGAGUCUGAGGAAUUUUGCAACAAAUGGCUACGUUUUACAGCCCAAAAAGGAGGCAUAAUUACGAUGGAAGGAUAUUUAUACUUCUGGGGAAUACUAUUCACGGUGGCUUCCACAUCUAUCGCGUUUUUCGUUAAAGACAAAUACGACCAAGCUGAGAAAAUCAGCCAAAUCAAUAUUAAGCAAAUUUAUAAAUCGCUGUGGAAGAUCAUAAACCUUCGGACGAUGAGAAUAUUUACCCUAGUUAUGCUAGCAUAUGAAAUGUCAUUUUCGUCUAUGGGAUCAUUUGUGUCCAACCCAAAAUUUAUGGAAUAUGGCGUGGCUAAAGAAGACAUGGCUCUAGUUGACCUAUCAUUGAUUCCGAUAAAGAUUUGUAUUCCUAUUCUUAUUUCCAAGUAUACAUCUGGGCCGAGACCGUUGAAAAUACUGCACAAGACGGUGCCAUACCGGUUGAUGUUGGGAAUUUCAUCCGGAGUCCUUGUAUACUAUACUCCGUAUUUCAUAGGUGGCGAAUACCAUAACUGGUCAGCUUACUUUUUCCUGAUUUACGAACUCCAUCGUAUUUUGAGACUGGUGUUGAUGGUUGUCGUUUACCUAAGUGUCAGGUCGUUCUUUUUACGAAUCAGUGACCCUCGGAUCGGUGGUACGUACAUGUCACUGUUGAAUACUGUGUGGUAUUUAGGGAUAGCUGUAUCCCGGAUUGCAGCUCUAGGAAUGCUCAACUUGCUGACGGUCAAAGAGUGUUCGACAGACAGGGCGGACGAGUGUCGUUUCAAGACAUCGAAUGAUGAGGAUUGCGUGAAGUUGGCUGGAGACGAAUGCGUCACCGUCCUGGACGGUUACUUUGUCGAAGUGGUAUUCUGCACGGUGUCCGGCGUGGCGUGGUACCUGGCCUUGAGAAAAAUCCUCGAGAACUUACAGUCCAGGGACAAGAGCGAUUGGCAAGUGAAUGACAUCGGGCGGAUCCAUGGCGUGUCACAGGACGACUGACCAUCGCUUGCUUGCAACCCGCAGCUACCUGCCAGACCUGAGGCCCGCCUGUCUGACCGCGGAGCCGUUCCGUCCAACCCAAACUCAUUUUAAACUGUUUUCAAACCUUCCCCGACCCCAUUUCAACUUAUCUCAAACUACUCGUCGGUCUUAACCAGUGAUUUCGACCAUUACCAAGAACCUGGUACCUACCUAUAGGUUACCACACUAGUUGAUUGAUGUACAAAACGAAAACUAAAUAGUAAAUAGUAUCAUAUCGAAGUACCAAUAACCAUGGCUAAAUAACUGCAGCCAUGGCGCCAUGCCAAUAACCUGCCUAUAUGCGUGUGUACCGAGUAUGUUAUAUUAUUUUAAGUAUACAAACUGCCGGCUAUGAAUUAGGCAUUUUAAAUAAAGAUAAAUACAAUUGUGUA